AUAUCAGCUGAUCAGCAUGAUGGACGGCGUCCCCUUACUUCAACCCUCUUUUCCUUGGUUAACAAUUCAAGAAUUUCGUAAUAUUUUGAAUAGUAUGACGAAAGUCGGGCACAGGAUAGGGAGGCAUGUGCUCUAAAUGAGAUAUAAGAGAAUAAUAAGUUUGAAAAAUAGUCGCAACUUAGGGAACAAGUGAAAUCAAGUUUUAGUAGUGUUUUGUGGGUGUAAAAGGAAUUGUACAAUUUUCAAAGAGUUUCAGAAAUAUUAUCCAAAAUGUUUCGAUCUUUAUCCGCUAAAAAUCUAAGUACUAGUGGCAGUUUUAGGGCGACCUAUUCGGUGAAACAAUACUCAAAAACAACAGACGACAUAUCUUUUUUGGACAAGUUAACCAAUGGGCCACAGUUGGAGGAUUUUCUGUCAGGGAGAGCCUCCAAAUACGAAGGCAAACUGAAGCUUGAAAAGGGGGAUAAUACGAGGUUACGAUUACCACCAUGGCUGAAGACAGAGAUCCCCAUCGGGGAAAAUUACUCGAGGAUAAAAUCACAAUUAAGAGAAUUAAAAUUGGCUACGGUGUGUGAAGAGGCGAGAUGUCCUAACAUUGGGGAGUGCUGGGGAGGUGGGACUCACGGAACUGCCACAGCAACCAUUAUGCUGAUGGGAGACACCUGUACUAGGGGCUGUAGAUUCUGCUCUAUCAAGACAUCUCGGGCCCCACCACCUCUAAAUCCUGAGGAACCUGAACAUACAGCGACUGCUGUGGCUGCCUGGGGGCUGGACUACGUGGUUUUGACAUCAGUCGAUCGAGAUGAUUUACCUGAUGGAGGAGCACAUCAUAUUGCGGAGACCAUAAGAGAGCUGAAGAAAAGGAGCAGCAUUCUAGUUGAAGCUCUUGUGCCAGACUUUGGUGGUAAAGAGGAUUGCAUAAAAACAAUUGUUGAAUCAAAGCUAGAUGUUUUUGCUCACAACAUCGAGACAGUGGAGCGGCUUACACCUUUCGUCAGAGAUAGACGAGCACGCUAUAGACAGUCGUUAAAAGUGCUGGAAGGUGCGAAAAAGUUGAAUGCAGAGUUAAUCACAAAAUCCUCGAUAAUGCUUGGGCUCGGAGAGACUGACGAAGAGGUGGAGACGACGAUGAGGGAAUUGAGAGAGGCUGGGGUCGAUGCUCUGACGCUUGGUCAGUACAUGCAACCCACAAAAAGACAUCUCAAAGUCAUAGAGUAUGUGACACCAGAAAAAUUCAAGGCCUGGGAAGAAUACGGUGGUAAACUUGGAUUUUUGUACACUGCAAGUGGACCCCUCGUACGGUCCUCCUACAAAGCCGGUGAAUUCUUCCUCACCAAUAUUCUCAAGGAGAGGAGGAGUAAAAAGACCGAUGAGAAUCCCCAGAGCUGAAUAGUUACAAUUGCCAGUUAAUAAAGUACAAAAUUAAUUUAAAAACGUUGCAAAGUUGUUCAAAAAUAUGUCUCAUGAAUUAUUGUUGAUUUUUGUUAGACAAGUCGGAAUUAGCUAUACCAGAAUAAAUUUAGCAGGUGAUUUGAUAAAGUA
Molecule: messenger RNA, 1542 nt
Organism: Diachasmimorpha longicaudata
Lineage: Eukaryota; Metazoa; Arthropoda; Insecta; Hymenoptera; Braconidae
Gene: Las
Product: lipoyl synthase, mitochondrial
Exons: 6
Coding region: 271-1389 (372 amino acids)
Biological process (GO): lipoate biosynthetic process
Cellular component (GO): mitochondrion
Molecular function (GO): 4 iron, 4 sulfur cluster binding; lipoate synthase activity
Source: RefSeq, a predicted model, not a curated record